Messenger RNA from Sinocyclocheilus grahami, 1066 nucleotides. Its product is annotated as 1-aminocyclopropane-1-carboxylate synthase-like protein 1. The coding region runs from base 213 to 497 and encodes 94 amino acids. The transcript is spliced from 2 exons. The record is from RefSeq and is a predicted model, not a curated record. Lineage: Eukaryota; Metazoa; Chordata; Actinopteri; Cypriniformes; Cyprinidae.
UGCUGAGCUGCGGUCAGGCCUUCAGCUGUGUGUCUCCAGGCUGGUUCAGAAUCAUCUUCACUGAUCGACUGCACAAACUGCAGCUAGGUGUGCAGAGGAUUAAAAAUGCAUUAGAAGAACUUCAGGGCUCUUCAGUGCUUGAGACAAAGAGGACAACAAGUGACGAACAGGAUGACAGCCGUGGGACCGUGAGGAGGGAAGACACUAAGACAAUGGAUGAGUGCAAAGAGCAGACACACAAGACCUCAAGCGUUCAAACCAAACUUGACACAGUGUGCAUUAAGACAGAGCCCGUCUCACUGGCUGAUGAAAACGUUACAAUUCUUAAUGGCCAAUCUGACAUGCGCUCAGAGAGUCUGGACUCUUUGAUUGGUACUCUGCGACAGCAGAUCCACGUGUCUGAUUGGCUGGAGAAGCACAAGCCAGAGUUGGCUGCUGGACAGGACCCAACACAAUUGGAUGUUUUCACAGACCUGCUCGAUAAAGCCAGGAAAUAGAGUAACAGUUGGUAGAAACAAGUUUGUGCAACGCAACUGUCAAUACAAAUACUUUUUUUAAUGAAUGAUACUUUCACCUCAUGUACAGUUUAGAGGCAAAGUCUGUAAUUGCAGAAACAGCACAACGGCGAUCCUUGUAAUUAGAGAAUGAAACAAUUAUGGAGAGUCACCACAGCAGUAUAUGAAAAUGUUGUUAUUGUUGGAUGUUUUUAUACUUUAAUUAUUACCCUGGCUGUCACAGUAAUUGGAGACUGCCCCUUUAAUUGCACUCAUAUCAAAUUCUAAGCAUCCAAUCUAUUGUCUUUGAGUUGUUUUAAAGGGGUCUUAUUGUGAGGAAUCAAUUUCUUUUAAAAUUAGAAUUUUGUAUAAUGGAAAUAUAUUGAUAUAUUUUAGGAUUUUUGUCCUAUUUUGUUCUCAAAAUUUGUUUUUAAAUUAGACUUUUCUGUAAAAAAACAAAAACAAAAAAACCUUGAACCAAGAUUAAUUUACUUAAACAGCACUUCACAAUGUAUCUUUAAUACAAGUGUAUUUUAUUUGAUAGUGCAGCAAGACAAAAUGCUAUUCAAGAA